Mizuhopecten yessoensis (Yesso scallop) is the source of this 4027-nucleotide messenger RNA. RefSeq names its product ubiquitin carboxyl-terminal hydrolase 20-like. Bases 119 to 3313 code for a protein of 1064 amino acids. The transcript is spliced from 22 exons. Gene Ontology annotation, biological process: protein deubiquitination. Gene Ontology annotation, molecular function: cysteine-type deubiquitinase activity; zinc ion binding. NCBI's taxonomy places the organism in Eukaryota, Metazoa, Mollusca, Bivalvia, Pectinida, Pectinidae. The record is from RefSeq and is a predicted model, not a curated record.
UCCUGUUCAUGGCGAAUGGAAGGAUGACUUGAAAAAUGCGAGACGAGAUCUUAGUUGUCGUUGUCUAGGAAGAUAAGGAGACAUAUUCGUCAGAAGUUAACAAGCUGCACACCAGAGUAUGAUGGCAUCUAAAAAGCAAUCCAACUGUCCCCAUGUGUCCUAUGUUGAUAGUGUUACCUGGGAGGAACUCCGCACUAAACAUGAGUUGAAGGACCUUACAUGCAACACAUGUGAUGUGAAAGCAAACAAUCUAUGGUUGUGUCUUGUGGGGGCCUGUCAGUAUAUUGGUUGUGGUGAGUCUGUCAAGGACCACAGCUCUGAGCAUGCCAUGGACAAAAAACACAGCAUGACCAUCAACCUUUCCACCCUAAGGAUCUGGUGCUAUGCUUGUGAGUCAGAAGUCUUUCCUGGCAGGAACAAACCCUUCUUUACAAUACCUGAAAACUCGGCAAGCGUUUUGUCUGCCAAGAAGAAAAACAGUAUGUUGAGGAAAUCUGCAUCAAGUUCCACCAACAGUUCUCCGACCCAUGGUAAUUCAUCUGCCGGAGAGGAGUCUGAUUCGGACCUUGAGGAUGAAAAUGUGAAGCCAAGGGGUUUGACUGGACUACAGAACCUAGGAAACACUUGCUACCUAAAUUCUGCUCUCCAGGCCUUAUCAAACUGUCCUCCUCUGAGUCGGUUCUUCCUUGACUGUCAUGGAUUUGUGCAGCCAGAGAAAAACCCAAAGCUGUCAAGAAGUUACCAGCGACUGAUCAGUGAGGUUUGGCACAAACGAAGACCAAGCUAUGUGAUACCUAACAGCGUAGUGAACGGGAUAAAGGUGGUCCACCCAAUGUUCAGAGGCUAUUCACAGCAGGAUGCUCAAGAGUUUCUGAGAUGUUUCAUGGAUGAGCUGCAUGAAGAACUCAAACAGCCACUUCCGUGUGACUCGGACGAAAAUGACGAUGAUUCUGAUGACAAAAAUGGCGAUGAGCCAUGCAAGUUUAUAGCUUCACACGAUCGUCAGUUGUCUAUGGAUUCUACCAGCAGCAGCCAAUCAGAAGAUUUCUAUGAGACAUGUGACUCUGGUUUGAGCAGUGAGCGGUGUUCAGCAGAUGUGACAAUCAGUGGUGAGGAUGGUGAAGCUGUACAAAACACCGAGAACUCCACUCACAGUAACAAAAUAGACUCGCACUCCAGAGUGAGCGCUGGUAAAACCUACGCUCGACUUCGGCAGAAUGAGGAGAAGGGAGGUAAAGCUCUCAAGGAGGACACUGUGGUGGCAAGUAAACAUUUAAAGGAGACUGUCAAUCAGAUGUCCAAGCGGUCAGGUAGCACCGUGACAAUUAACAGCACCACCUGUACAGAGGACAGUGGUCGUCCUGACGACUUCCCUUCUGACGGGGAAUCACAUCAGAGAAGAGUUCGCUCUAAGUCUAGCCCAAGGUUCAAACGUGCAUCAGAAAGCACAGAGGCAUUCAGUACCAUGUCCAGAAACAGUUACUCCACCAAAAUCAAUAUGAAUAAGAAAGGCAAGCAGAAAAAUGUCCAGUAUCAGUCUGUGAUCUCGGACAUUUUUGAUGGAAAGAUCCUGAGCUCGGUGCAGUGUUUAACUUGUGAGCGGGUGUCAACGACUAAGGAGACAUUCCAGGACCUGUCCCUGCCCAUACCGGGAAAGGACCAUCUAAAUAUGAUCCACCACAGUGCUCAGGGGGGUCCGCCAAAGGGCGGGGCAUGUGGGGAGGUGCACCAGGGCUGGUUCUCAUUCAUGUUUACCUGGAUGAAAAGCUGGUUUGUGGGCCCCACCAUUAAUCUACAAGACUGUCUAGCGGCUUUCUUCUCCGCUGAUGAACUCAAGGGAGACAAUAUGUAUAGCUGUGAGAAAUGUAAAAAAUUGCGGAAUGGUAUCAAAUAUUCUAAAGUCCUGGAAUUGCCUGAGAUCCUGUGUGUUCACCUGAAGAGGUUCAGACACGAGUUCUACUCAUCAAAGAUCAGCUCUUAUGUGGCAUUUCCAUUGGAUGGACUGGACAUGAAGCCAUAUACACACAAAGACUGCAAGUCUGAGGUGAUGAUCUAUGACCUCAUAGCUGUUAUAUGUCACCAUGGCACUGCUGGGGCUGGUCACUACACAGCAUACUGUCUCAACUACACUAAUGAACAGUGGUACGAGUUUGAUGACCAGUAUGUCACGGAGGUGGACAUCAACCAGGUCAUCAACUGUGAGGCCUACGUCCUCUUCUACAGGAAAAGAAAUGAUAAAAUGAUAUCUAUAAGACAGAAAGCCAUGCAGCUCAAGGAAACACAGGAGUCGAGUCUCCUGCAGUUUUUUGUAUCCAAACAAUGGAUCAACCGUUUUAACAUGUUUGCUGAGCCUGGUCCCAUCACCAACUUUGACUUCCUGUGUCCUCAUGGAGGUGUGCCACCGAACAAAGUGGACCAUGUGGAGGAUUUGGUGGAGUCAUUUGACCAAUCACUGUGGGAGAAUUUACAUGGGCGGUUCAGCGGUGGGCCAGUAUGUAAUCAUCUUUACGCCUGCUCCACCUGUCAGACAGAUCUGGACAAUUUGAUAUUCCGACAGAAAACUGAACUUGAACAGUUUAUUGCACUCAAUGAGAAGUUUAAGGAUGAGGACAAUCCUCAUAUCAUAUAUGCCAUCAGUAUGACUUGGUUCAAGGAGUGGGAGAAUUUUGUCCGCAAGCGCACAUCAACCCCACCUGGUUCAGUAGACAACAAAGCAAUCUCCAUGAUGAGAAAUGGUCAGCUUAUAGUAAGACACAACUCGGACUACGGUCAGCUGUCAGAGGAUAUGUGGCAGUUCCUACUAGGCAUCUACCACGGGGGGCCAGCGGUGGUCAUCAAACAGGUGUCGUCCCUCAGGUCGUCUUCUCCCACCAAUCAUCUAUCCUCCUCACCAUCAGCAUCCUCACUCAACCUGCCAAAAUCUAACGAAGGGCAGACAACUCCCACCCAACCUCAACAACCCCUGCGUGUUCUGGCCAAACAGGCUGGUAAGGGGAUUAGUACAGAUCACCAGGAUGACCACGAGGACAAACAGACCAGAACAAAUGGUCAACAGAACAGUAACCAUGGUGAUGGAGAGGACAGACAGAUCAGAGCAGACGGCCAACAGGAGGGUAAUUAUAAUGAUGCUGGCGAGGCUACAUCAGAACAGAACACAAACCACAGUGCUGUAGAAACCAAGUCACAGGAGGAUGGAGAGGUCAUGACCCCUGUACAGGCUGAUGCAGACAGUGUGGCCAAUGUUAGGGAGACAACUCCUGCAGAAGAUGAUCAGUCGGAUGUGGAACGAAGGGAACAGAAGAAGGAGGAAUAGACAAAAAAUCUGACUUAUCAAACCAGAUUAGGAUAAUUUAUGGAGGUCAUUAAAGGAAUUUCUCAUCUAGUCAAAGCAGAGGUGGGCUAUCCAGGCUACAUGAGAGGGAUUGUGUGACUAUGGACAAUUCCACACCUGUGGUGUGCUGAAUCAGAAAGAUUGUUUCCACCAGUGUGUGAUAUAAUAGUGUUACCCUGAAUCACUCUUAGCUGUAUUUACAAUGUUGCUCCUUAAAAUCUCCAUUGUUUCAGUCUACUAUGUGAGUCCUGUGUCAAUAUACAGCCAUCUCCCUGUGCAAUUUGUGGCAAUGUGAAUGAAGGUCUCCCUUUGUAAUAUGUGGUGGAGUGUUGUGUAGGACCUCUUUGUGUUAAUCAGUAAGAACAAGAAAGGAUGGGACGGGUCUUUGAGUUAAUCAGUAAGAACAAGAAAGGAAGGGAUGGGUCUUUGUGUUAAUCAGUAAGAACAAGAAAGGAAGGGACGGGUCUUUGCGUUAAUCAGUAAGAACAAGAAAGGAAGGGCCGGGUCUUUGUGUUAAUCAGUAAGAACAAGGAAGGAUGGGACGGGUCUUUGAGUUAAUCAGUAAGAACGAGAAAGGAAGGGAUGGGUCUUUGUGUUAAUCAGUAAGAACAAGGAAGGAUGGGACGGGUCUUUGAGUUAAUCAGUAAGAACGAGAAAGGAAGGGAUGGGUCUUUGUGUUAAUCAGUAAGAACAAGA